This is a messenger RNA of Atta colombica, 1353 nucleotides long. RefSeq names its product vacuolar protein sorting-associated protein VTA1 homolog (gene Vta1). The record is from RefSeq and is a predicted model, not a curated record. The transcript has 4 exons. NCBI's taxonomy places the organism in Eukaryota, Metazoa, Arthropoda, Insecta, Hymenoptera, Formicidae. Gene Ontology annotation, biological process: late endosome to vacuole transport via multivesicular body sorting pathway. Gene Ontology annotation, cellular component: multivesicular body. The coding region runs from base 151 to 993 and encodes 280 amino acids.
AUAAAAAAUCGUGUUAUCGUUGAGUAUUAAAAUCUUGAUGUUGAUGUAUACAGACUAAUAAUUAUUCUUUAUAUAUUGAAAUAUAUAAAUACGGAUCUAGAAAUAAGAGGAGAAAUUUCUUAACGUAUAUCUUUGAUAUUUCUUAUUCCAAUGGCACUGACAGGACCUAACUUGCCGAAAGUUCCGACUCCUUUAAAAUCUAUACAACACUAUUUAACAAUCGCGUUGAAGCAUGACCAGCGAGACAGCGUCGUCAGCUAUUGGUGUCGCUUGUAUGCUCUUCAAACUGGAUUGAAGUUGUCAACCAAGACAUCAGAAGAAACCAAUUUUCUCCUGAAGCUAAUGGAUUGGUUGGAAACAACAAAGAAAGAACUGCAUGACAAUGAAGCCAUUACUAAUGAUGUAGCUGCUCAAGCACACUUAGAAAAUUGGGCUUUGAAGCUUUUUUUAUAUGCUGAUAAGAAUGACAGGGCUGCAAAUUUUUCUCAGAAAGUAGUACAGAGUUUUUAUACUGCUCAGAUGCUGUAUGAUGUAUUGACAUUGUUUGGAGAAUUGAGUGUAGAAGCUACACAGAAUCGGAAGUACGCUCAAUGGAAAGCAGCUUAUAUUCACAAUUGUCUAAUGAAUGGAGAGACUCCAGUACCAGGACCACUAAAUGAAACAAAUGAUGAAAAUGAUUCAAACAAAACAUCGAAUGACAAUGAUGAAGAGGCUAAAUCAAAUGUAAGUCCUACGAGUCCUAAGGAUAAUACUUCGCUAGACAUUCCAUCCAUUCCUCCAAAUCCACCAACUACAAGAACACAAUCGUUUGAAUCAGAAGAUGAUACAUAUAAAACAGAAAGUGGUGCUAAGUUGUCAGUUGAGCAAAUCGGUAAGGCUCAAAAAUUUAUCAAAUGGGCAAGCAGUGCAUUGGACUAUGAUGACGUAGCUACUUCUGUAAUGAAUCUUCGGAAAGCUCUGCAUCUUUUAACUACAGGUCAGGAAUCCACGUAGAUGAAUGAAAUGUAUAUAAAAACUCACACGUACAAUAAUAUCUUACUUACAAUUAAUUAUGUUAAACUUAUCGCUUGUAACGUGUAUAAUGGUCAGUAAAAGAUAUUAUAUUAAUAUUUUACAAUUUUUACAACCUUUGGGUACAGAUAAUAGAAAAUGAUUUAAAGAGGCAUGAUUACAAUUAACACUAGUCAAAUCAACCUCGAAUAUAGUACACUUAAUGAAAAUAGAAAUUGUUAGACUGUCCAGAUUGUAACUAUUAUUACUGUUCAAAUGAGAGAUGUAUAGCUGUAUUUUCAUUAUAUUUAUUGAAACGAUUUAAUUUAAGAGCAUAUUUUUUAAUAAAGACUUUAGUAUUGA